UCAUAGAAUAAACAUGUUCGUUUUCCAUCAAGGAAAUUAGAAGGUGGAGGCUGUAUCUGUUGCGAUGUUAUCAAGGAGAGUGAAUGUUUGACCAUAUUUGUGAGACGUAUGUGAAACAAUUUGUGAAUCCGAUUUGAAGGAGCGAAAGAAAUGUCGGGCUUUGAAAGACUUUAAUGGACCGUUUUCUUUGAAGAGAAUAUCUGAAUGCACGAAAAGUGCUUUGUUUAUUGUUAUGGCAAGAUCAACAUGGCUGCUUCAAGAUAUGUCUCAUAUUUACUUUUUAUUUUAGCGUUAAACCUAUGCACAGUGUUUUUACCCCUUUUGGUGACAAGUGCAGCUGUGUAUUUCAAUAUUAUUAUUGGUUAAUAGGCGACUUCACGAUGGGUCGUCUAAUGGAUGAGACAUUGCAUGAUAGUAAUGAGGGUGAAGAACCACCGGAUGAUCCUGAACUACCAGAACCUCCAGAUCUUGAUCAUAAAAGAUUGCUUAGUGCACAAAAUAAUCUAAUUGCAGGAUUCCCAAAAAAGUACAAAUGUCAUUCCUGCGAAGCUCCUGAUUGUAGUGCAUCUACUGUUUGUGAAGGAGCAGUUCAGUGUUACAAAUCUCGAGUACGUGAUUCAGCGGGAGUGGAGAGGGUGACUCGUGGUUGUACCAAGACACCAGAUCAAGUACCUUUCUAUUGCAAUGUAGCAAGUCAUUCAGGUCACACAAAAAGGCAUACAGGAGGUCAGUAUGCAAUUGACUGCUGUCGGGGUGACUUCUGCAAUAACGGUUCAUUUCCAGAAUUGCCUCCUAUUGUUGCUCCAACAGAUGAUAAACCACCUUUCCCAGAGAGCACAAGUUAUGCAAUGAAACUUACGUUUGCAAUUUUGGGCCCUGUUGUUGCGGUUGGCCUCCUGGGGAUGCUGGUGUUGCUGUUAAUGAGGCGGACACAUCGAAAGAGACUUCUGAAUGCACGUUCCAUGACGGACCCUGAAACGUAUUAUGCAUCAGAUGACUUCUUGCGAGAAUAUUUGGAGCAGUCACUUACAUCCGGAUCAGGAUCUGGAUUGCCAUUACUUAUUCAAAGAACAUUGGCAAGACAAAUAUCAUUAGCAGAAUGUAUUGGAAAGGGCCGGUAUGGUGAAGUAUGGAGGGGUAUUUGGCAUGGUGAAAAUGUUGCAGUAAAAAUAUUUUUUUCUCGAGAUGAAGCAUCAUGGAGUAGAGAGACUGAAAUUUACAGCACUAUUCUUCUACGUCAUGAAAGUAUCCUGGGUUAUAUCGGUUCUGACAUGACAUCCCGCAAUUCGUGUACUCAGCUGUGGCUUAUAACACAUUAUCACCCAUUAGGAUCUCUUUAUGAUCAUUUAAAUCGAACUACUUUGACACAUCACCAAAUGAUGAAAAUAUGCCUUUCUGCUGUGAGUGGCUUGGUACAUUUACAUACAGAAAUAUUUGGUGCUCAGGGCAAACCUGCAAUUGCUCAUAGAGACAUAAAAAGCAAAAAUAUUUUAAUGAAGGUGAAUGGUGCUUGUGUAAUAGCAGAUUUUGGUCUUGCUGUCACCCAUAUUCACUCAACAGGAGAAACUGAUAUAGGUGCUAAUCCACGUGUGGGGACUAAAAGAUAUAUGAGCCCAGAGGUUUUAGAUGAAACAAUCAAUAUGGAUUGUUUUGAAUCGUAUCGUCAAAUUGACAUUUAUGCAUUUGGCCUUGUAUUAUGGGAAGUAUGCCGGAGGACGUUAUCCAGUGGGAUUGCAGAAGAAUACAAGCCUCCUUUUUAUGAUCUUGUGCCAAAUGAUCCUAGCUUUGAGGACAUGAGGAAAGUAGUGUGUGUAGACCAGCAGCGACCAAAUGUACCUAAUAGAUGGGCAUCAGAUACGACAUUGAGUGGUAUGGCAAAACUUAUGAAGGAAUGUUGGCAUCAAAAUCCUAAAGUUCGACUACCAGCGUUGAGAGUUAAAAAAACUCUUAUAAAAUUAGCAUCUUCCGACAUAUCCAUCCAUCUUGAUCUUGAUAUGUGAUCCUUUAAGAUCUGUGUAUUGUGUGGAAAGAUUUGCAUAUUACGUAGAAUUUUUUGGAGACUAUUUUCUAGUGCAGUGAAAAGUGUUAAAGUUUGCGUGCUCCGCAAGUUACUUUAUUUUGAGAGACGGGAGUGUGCAUCUUUGUUUUUGUUGGAAGUCAUUGUACCUUUUUUAAAUAUGUAUGCAAGAAUUAUUCACAUAUAUGUAAACAUUUUUUAUAAAGGAAGAAAAAUGCAGUGCCAUGAUACAUAACAAGAUAUGUGAACUGCCGCCUGUGCAGCAUCCUCGUAUAAGAGGUAUGUUAGUGUAGUACAAUGGAAGACUGAAGUUUGAGUUACACGCUGUUGGUUCUUUUUAUAGAAGCUCUUUGUGUGAUGUGAAUGGUAUUGUUAGGUAUCCACCAUCUUGUUGGAAAAUACUGUUGUCAUAUUUUGAAACUUAUUUCGUGUUAAUGGCCAUAUUAAAUUGUGAUUGCGACAGGUAGGAUCUUUCUCAUAUGAAAAUUUGUAAAUAUUUUUUGUAGAAGUGGCAAGAAAAGAUUGGUAUUACCCUGCUCUUAUUUUUAGUUUUAGUGUGUUCACUAAAUUGUAAUGUGUUGUUUCAAAAGAUUUAAUGAACAGUCGUCACCGAGGUACUGGGAUUGCAAUUUUAAUACACAUUUUUUGCAUUUACUAAAGUGUCAAAUUUAUUCUUGAUUAAUAUUUCUUUAAAAACCACUUGAAUAUUAUAUUUUUAAGCCUGUCUUUUCGAAACCAAAAAUUAUUUUUAUUUUUUUGUUUUCUUUAACUUGUGUGAUGCAUCUCAAUAAAGUUAUUCAUUAGAGAAUGUAUAUUUUGACAUCAGUUCAUUGUUCUUUUUCAAUAUGUUGAUUGUUAUACAAAAUCUGUUUCUAAGAUAAUUACAAACAGAUUUGUAUUACUUCCAUACUUCACACAUUUAGAGAAAAUCUCACCUGUCGUGAUUAUGGUAUUGUGGCAUAUCAUGUUAGUUGUGGGAGGAUAAAACAGAAAUGUGUGGUUUUAUUUUGUUUAUGUGCUUGUAUUAUAUAGAAUCUUCUAUGCUCAAAUAAUUGUUGCAAUUGACAUUCAUCAUCGUGCUACAGUGUUGUUAUUUUAAGAUACAUUGUGCCAUUUUAAUAAUUUAUAUGACAUGGACAUGAAAGAAACAUAACGUACGCAUAAUAUUCAUAAUCUAUUUGUGAGAAAUUACUGUACAUUAUCCGUAUUGUGUUCAUUUUGCUUCUUCUUUUUUCAUUGUAAGAACUUUCUUAUUUUUUUCUGAGGAAAAACUUGGGAAAUACGAGUUUGUUACAUGAAAUUACCACUAUAUUUUUACAUAUCUAAGAACAUAAAUGUUCGCCAAUCAGCAAUUAAUCUUCAAAUAAUUGUUAUGAAAUGAUAACUUAAUAUUUUGCAUCAGGGAGAGGUAGAAUUUGAUAUAUUUUAUCUAUUCUGGUUAAUUUGUGUGGAUUGUAAUAGUUUUUGUGUUUAUUAAGUAUUAUUGUAAUCAGGUGUAUUUUGUAAUGAAGUAUUGGACUUCGAAAAUAUAAUAUAGUGGCUGACAAUAGAGAUUUAUUAGCAAAAAUGAGCAAUGCCACUUGAAGGGCAGCUGGUAUUGUAUUUCAUCUCUCCUUUUGGCAGCGCACAGCAAUAUGGAAUAGAGUAUACCCCUUUUUUUAAUCAGUUUUUCUCUCUCUGGAUAUAAUUUUUUUUACCAAAGUGAUGAUACCUUUUGCAAGGAUAUCAGUUAGUGUGAUUCAUCGCUUUGUUAUAAGCAAUCACACUAUUUGCCCCCUACUGGCAGUGCCAAGGUGGUGUUCUUUUUGCUGAGUCUGCAUGUACCUGCUUCUUGGUACUUUACCAAGAAAGGGUGCAUUCUACGUACAUAUGAUAUUGUUCUUUUCGUAUAUUUGUACAGUCAAGUUCAUUACUGUGAAUAUUUGUAUCGUAGAAACAUAAUCAUACUUCUAAUUUUAAGAUAAUUGUUUUUAACAAUAAAUAUAGCAUAUCAUGUUUCUAUUUAGGUCCAAGUAAGCAUAUAAUUUGUUACGUAAUGUGAAUGUCUUAUAGAAUGAGUGGUAAGUGUUAUGAUUUGUCUUAUUUUAACUACCAUAUCAUUCUUGUGAUAUGGGUUUUAAGUGUACUUAAUUUAUGUUCAGUAAAGAAGUUUUAACAAUAAAACCUACAAUUCUGAGGUUUGUCUUUACAAGACACCUUUAAAAGGUGCAUUUGAAAAUUGCUCUUUGUGAUACAUUAUUUGCAUCAUAUCUCAAUGAUAAAUACUUUUCUCCCACUAUAUGGUCAUCAGAUUUUUAUCAUUCUUACAGUUCCUUUAUUAAAAUAUGAAUAAAUAAAUUUAUUGCUACUGAAAAAUGCAUCUGGAACUGUUUAGGUGGAUGGAAAAUCUUCUUUUUAUGUAGAUGUAGGGAUUUGAAAUAAUGGAACCUAUCAGAGAACUUUGGCAUGUAAUGUCAUGAAAAGAGAGUACCAUAUGUGUACUUUUUACAUUUAUUGAUCACUUCAAUUUUUUAAUGUGCUGGCAGCAUUUAUGAGGCACGUCUUAAAAAAUUAUUGAAAGGCAAUAGAAUUGACAUAUUCAUAAAGAGAGAAACACUACAAACAAAAUAGAAUUGCUCAUUGUCAUGUCAUUCUGUAAAUAUAUUUAUAUGUUGUGUAUGUUGCUCUACUAGCUGAGUUGAGAGUCGAUAUAUUAUUUUUAUGUAUGAAGUUUUUUCCCAGGAUACAAGUUUUACUGAUGAUGAAUCUGGUAUUGAACAUUUGUUUUACAAAUAUCUAUCAAGUAGCUUCUAGUUGUGUUGCAUUUUUCUAUUAUGUCCCUGCAGUAUUGUCAGUUUGUAAUUGUGUAAGUACUGUUAAUAAUACUCAGUUUAUUGACUUGUUCAAGUAACCUUUCAAUAUUCACUUCAAACAUAUCACAUUUUGUUGGUAUAAAGAGCAGGACAUCUUUGACUCUCAAUACAGUACAAUGUUUCACCUCUGGAUGGACUUCUAAGUAUGGUUAGCAAUACAAUACGUUUCACAUUAAUUAUAUUCAGAUUUUGAGUGUGUAUUUUGGAAACCUAAUUGAUGCUUUAAAUUUCUAAUAGCAAUCCUUUAAUGAUUUCUAAUUAAUAGUAAAGUUGCUCUAUCACAAAAUGGUGAAUGGUUAAGCUCUAAAAACAACAGUCAUUGAACAAUCAAGUUAUUUACUAAUGAUGUAAUAUUGCCUGUGCAUAUCUGGUGUUUUCUCACAGGUCACAUCAGUUCUAUAAAGUUCUAGUGUAUUUUUAUAAAAAUAACAAUCGCCAAUCAGUGUUGUAUUUCUUAUUGGGAAAACAAACUCCAACAUUUUGAUGAUGUAGAGCCUUUAAACAUCUUUGCAUUGCUAACCAAUACAUAUCUGUUUAUGUAAAUUUCAUGUUUUGUCAUGUGUUGGACAUGUUGAAAGAGUGAACAUAAUGUGAACACUGUACUGUGGUUAGCAUAUAUGUAUUGCGUAUUAUAAAUUAAUUUUGAUUUUUCUUUUGUAUUAAUAUAAUGUUACAUAUCAGAUUAUUAAUUUUUGAUUUAUUUUACUCUUACAAGUGAGGUUAUUAAUAGCUCUCCAUAUCAUGUGAACAUAUUUUAAUACAUAUUCUAUAAAAAUGUCAUGUCAUUAAUUUCACUAAAUAUUUGAAUAAUGCGUAUCAUCAUGUACAAAGUUGCUCUACAUCAACCACUCAAAGUAGAUUUUUACUAUAUGAAUAUAUGGGUACCCAAUUUCUUCUUUCUUUGAAGAAACAGAAGUAUUUUCCAUGAUAUUUUUAAUUCAUUCUGUUAUGAUUUUGCAUUUUAAUUCUUAUUAUAUAUUAUACUUGUUGUUAUAUAAAUUGUAUAUAGUUGUAUAAUAUGUAAACAUAAAAUUAACACUAAAUAAAGUAAGCAAUAUGUGACUUCUUUUAAUAUGCAUUGUAUAUUUGACUUUUUUGAAUGUGAAUGUUUUAGAAAUGGGCAUAGUCUUAAUAAAACGUGUUUUAAUAAGUUCUGAACAAUAUAUUUCAAUAGGUGAAAAAAAGUAGAAAUUAUUAAGCAAAUGCAGGUUCAAAAAUGAAUUAUAAAUGAAUUAGAAACCCAAAGGCUGAAAUGGCUUGUGAUUUCCAUUAGACGGAAGAAAAAGAGAUAGACCCAGAGAGGAAUGGUAGAAUCAGGUUUUUAAAGAUAUGCAAAGAAGAGAUCUACAACAGAGACUGGUAUGUUAGAGGGGUAUGGAUAUUGGGAUGCGAGAGACUGCCGCAAGAGCUGUAAAGUACUUGCAAGAAGAAGCAUUUCCCCCCCCUGCAAUCUGUGUUAAAGUGUUAAGUGUAGUGGAAAUUCAAGACGGACCCGCAGUUUAUAUACACCA
Gryllus bimaculatus (two-spotted cricket) is the source of this 6380-nucleotide messenger RNA. The record is from the annotation of a GenBank genome assembly. Lineage: Eukaryota; Metazoa; Arthropoda; Insecta; Orthoptera; Gryllidae.